Messenger RNA from Planococcus citri (citrus mealybug), 2882 nucleotides. Its product is annotated as gamma-tubulin complex component 2-like. Bases 200 to 2824 code for a protein of 874 amino acids. The record is from RefSeq and is a predicted model, not a curated record. Gene Ontology annotation, molecular function: gamma-tubulin binding; microtubule minus-end binding. The transcript is spliced from 17 exons. Lineage: Eukaryota; Metazoa; Arthropoda; Insecta; Hemiptera; Pseudococcidae. Gene Ontology annotation, biological process: meiotic cell cycle; microtubule nucleation; mitotic cell cycle. Gene Ontology annotation, cellular component: gamma-tubulin complex; spindle pole; equatorial microtubule organizing center.
CAGUCUUGCAACAAUAAGGCGGAAAAAUAAUAAAAACAAAAAUCGAUCGUUUUCAAAAAUCGUUGAUAAAUCCUCAAUCAGAUCAAAAAUGAAUAAUUUUCUUUUAAUUUAUUGCAAUUAAAGACCGUUCCUCUCAAAUUUAUAUUACCCAACGAAAUGGGCGUUCAUUAACGAAGUUUCUGUCAUCUUAGUAGCGAAGAUGAGCGAGUAUUUUCUGUACAGCGCCGUGAAAGAUUUCUUGAAUCGGUGGAGUUGCAAUGUAUCUUCGGAAGAAUACCUCCAGAAACUCCUACACUAUCAGGAUAGAUAUGUGAAUCGCAAUGUCGUCACUAGUCAAGAACACUAUCAUACUGUAGCCAGUCGAUCUCCUAAUUCCGAGCAGUUUUUACAAAAAUAUGCACAGUUGGAUUCUGGAAGAACGGAUCUUCUACCUAAAUUUCUCACUCUUCUAUCUCUGUUACAAACAAAUAAAGGAUUAUCUGAAGAGAUGCAUAAAAUUGCGAUCGAAACUAGUAAUAAACCAGCUAAAAUGAAUCUAACCAUGAACAGCAGAACGUUUGAAACGCACGAAGAUGUCGAAAAAGUUAUAAAAGAGCUAACGACUGCCGCUGCAGAAGUUGAAGAAAAGAAAAGUAAGUCUUCGUUUACAAUCGAGAAAAAAGAUAGAAUCAAAAAAUUUGACGUUGAUCUCACAAUAUGGAAACAAUUUCGGCCUUUUUUAUCUGCCGAUUUCUCGAAUAACACUGUAAUAUCUAAUCUUCUGCCGAUCGGCGCAGUUCCUCGUUCUUCUCAGGAGAAAUAUCUUGUACGAGAUGUUCUUCAGUGUUUAUUGGGAUUCCAUGGCAAGUACAUUUGCGGAACUAGAGAAGAAGAGAAGGAUGCCCUCAGAAAAUUCGUUUUGGAGCAAUCUAUUUAUUCCCCUUUUAAAAGUAUUGUAUCAGAAAUCUUAGUUCUGGCUGAAUAUUACUCAACCGUAAUUCGUUUCAUCGAAGAACGCCAUCAGUUUUCUAGUGGUAGAGUGAAUCAAGCUCUGUGCGAAAUUUUGGAAAAUAUAUUACAAGAUUAUAGAGUGUUCAUUAUCCAACUGGAAACGAAACAAAGACAAGAAUCAUUGACCUUACAGUCUCUACUGUUCUGUAUUCAACCAUUUCUGGAAACAAUGAGUUGCCUGGCGCGUAUUGUUCAUGCUAUUAAUAAAGCUGAAGCUCGAGGAGGUCGUACUUUAAGCUUAUUGCAUGACGCUGGGAAACAAAAUGCCAUCGAACAUAAGGCUGCAGAUAUCUUGGUGAUUCUGAUCAGAAGUGCAUCUGUGCCUUAUUUUGAAGCUUUAGAACAAUGGAUUCAUACCGGUUACAUUAACGAUCCAUGUGACGAAUUUAUGAUUGAAGAUAAUGUUGAAGCUGAAAGACAAAACAUUUUAGCCAAAGGAGAAUUUACUAACGAAUAUUGGAAAAAAAGAUAUCGCAUUAAGAAAGAUCACGUUCCUACUUUUCUGUCUCAGUAUCAACAAAAAAUUUUGAGAACUGGAAAAUACUUGAAUACUAUCAAACAGUGUAAAAAUAUCUCGUCGAAAGAAAUGAAUUCGAUUUUGGAAAGAAAACCUACAUCUAAUAAGAUGUGUUAUACUAGUCUCAAUAGUUGUGAAUUCGUGCAAAGCAUCGAAGCUGCGUAUAAUUUUGCUAGCGAUACCUUACUCAAUUUACUGCUGAACGAAUACGAUAUUUUAAACAGAUUGAAAUCUGUUAAGCGUUUCUUCCUGAUCGAACAAGGCGAUUUCAUCAGUAUUACUAUGGACUUAUGUGAGGAAGAAUUGUCAAAACCUGUGACAGAAAUCAUGUCUACUAGAUUAACUUCUUUGAUGGAAUUAGCCAUUCGAACAUGCUCUUGCGCAAAGACUGAUCCAUAUAAAAACGACAUUUCGAUAGAAACCGUUUCUGAAGAUUUUGUUCUUCAAGUGUUCAGAAUAAAUGCAAUCAACACUAAAAAAGAAAAAGAAUUAAUGAGAAAAAAUCCAGAAAAAGAUCUCAUUGGUUUGGACGUGGUAACUUUACAUUUGAACACUGCAUGGCCAGUUUCACUGAUUUUCAACGAGAAAGUUAUCGGAUGUUAUCAAAUAUUGUUUCGAUUUUUACUCUAUUGUAAAUACGUGGAAAGAUUGCUUUGCAAAGUUUGGAUUUGCGAUCAACAAUUCAAAACAUUGGAAAAAGAUAGUAGAAAGUAUUAUCUGAGAGCUUUCGCUCUUCGUCGUAAGAUGGUACUGUUUGUUCAAAACCUGAGUUACUAUAUGACCAACGAAGUUAUCGAGCAACAUUGGUUUGCAUUUUUGAAUAUAAUCAAAAAAUGCCAGAAUAUAGAUGAUUUCAUGCACCAUCAUUGGGUGUAUUUGAAUAAUUGUAUGAACGAUUGCAUGUUGACAUCUUCGAAACUAAUCAAGCCUUUGAUGUGGCUGCUGAAGAACUGCGUUGAUUUUUGUAAUUUCAUUCAGCAUAUGAGGAUUUAUUUUAUGGAUGCGGAAUUUACGUCAAUGCUGAGUCCUGAAGAUUAUUUGGACUACAGCUUUGUUCCACGUGGGAACAAUGAGAAAGCUCGGUCAUCUAAAAAAAGCCCUAGUUCAUUCGAAGAACGAAUCAAAAUAUUUGAAUUCGAAUUCAACAAUAAUUUGGGAAUUUUAUUAAAACUGAUACCUCUGUGUGGAAUCGAAGAAUGUAGCAAUCAAUUAUUGCAUUUUCUUAACAGACAAAACUUCAAUGGUUAUUACACCAAUUUGAUCGGGUGCCCAACAACAGAUCAAGAUAAAAAGAAGCACAACGAAAAUAAUAAAUAAUAACAAAAUAAAACCAAUUAUAAACAUAUUUAUUGUAAUAAAAAUUUUAUAUUAUUCA